Salvia hispanica is the source of this 2472-nucleotide messenger RNA. Lineage: Eukaryota; Viridiplantae; Streptophyta; Magnoliopsida; Lamiales; Lamiaceae. The record is from RefSeq and is a predicted model, not a curated record.
GAUUAAGAACGUUCAUGCCUGGUGCUCCUGCUCUCCCCAACCCUCCCAUUCAGCAUAAUGCAGCUGCUAUCUACCCAUCUGCUCCUCCUCAGGCUGGUCCUCCUGGACCAUGGCUGUCUCAUCAGCACAUCGGUGGCUUUGCUAGACCAUCUUUUUCACCUUAUGGUGCUUCUGUUCCUGGGCCUUAUCCAAUGCCGAUACGUAGCACGCCCCCACAAUCUGUUUCAUAUUCUGAUAUCCAACCUCCUGGAGUUUCACCUGCAGUAUCUGCAAUGGGGGCUCCUGCAGCCUCCUUUUCUGCUGGUAACCAGUCAUCCCAUGGUUCUGGACAGUCAGAGUUACCCCCUGGAAUCGAAACUAAUAAUGAAACUCCUAGCAAUGAAAAACUGGAUGCCUGGACAGCCCACAGGACAGAGUCUGGAAUUGUGUACUAUUAUAACGCAUUGACAAGGGAGUCUACAUAUGAGAAACCUUCUGGUUUUAAAGGAGAGUCGGAUAGAGCAACUUCCCAGCCAACUCCUGUUUCAUGGGAGAAAUUAUCGGGUACUGAUUGGACACUUGUCACCACUAAUGAUGGGAAAAAAUAUUAUUACAACACCAUACAAAAGGUAAGUAGCUGGCAAAUACCUAGUGAGAUAACUGAGUUGAGAAAGAAGCAUGAUGCUGAUGCUUUGCAAGUUUCUUCAGUGUCAGUGACCAAUACUAAUAUUAUAACUGAAAAAGGAUCUGAUCUUGUUAGCUUAAGCACACCUGCUGCUAACACAGGCGGUCGUGAUGCCAUAGCAGUUAGAUCUUCAGGUGCAUCUGCCUCAUCUUCUGCACUGGAUCUCAUAAAAAAGAAGUUGCAAGAUUCUGGAAUUCCCGAUUCUAGUUCCUCCCCAUCUGUGUCUGGUUCAGUUUCAGUAGAACUUAAUGGCUCAAAACCAAUGGAGGCUACUAUGAAAAAUAUCCAAAAUGAUAAUAAGGAUAAGAACGGGGAUGGUGACAUAUCCAAUUCUUCUUCCGAUUCCGAGGAUGAAGAUGGAGGCCCCACCAUGGAGGACUGUCUCCUCCAGUUCAAGGAGAUGCUUAAGGAAAGGGGAGUGGCACCAUUCUCAAAAUGGGAGAAAGAACUUCCAAAAAUAGUUUUUGAUCCACGCUUUAAGGCCAUUCCAGACCAAAGUGCACGAAGAGCUCUCUUUGAGCACUAUGUUCGAACUCGUGCUGAAGAGGAACGAAAGGAAAAACGAGCGGCUCAGAAGGCUGCUUUGGAAGGUUUCAAGCAGUUACUGGAAGAAGCAAAGGAGGGCAUUGAUCAGAAUACUGAUUAUCAAACAUUUAAGAGGAGAUGGGGUGAUGAUCCUCGAUUUCUGGCCUUGGACAGGAAAGAGAGGGAACAUUUGUUAAAUGAAAGGGUGUUACUUCUGAAAAGGAGUGCUCAAGAAAAAGCUCAAGCACAGCGUGCUGUAACUACAUCUAAUUUCAAGUCGCUGCUUAAGGAUAGAGAAGACAUUACAUCUACUUCCAGGUGGUCAAAGGUGAAGGAUAGCUUAAGAAGUGAUCCCAGAUACAAGUCAGUCAAGCAUGAAGACAGGGAGAAGUUAUUCAAUGAAUACGUAGCAGAACUAAAGGCUGCUGUAGAAGAGACUGCUCAGAAGGCAAAGGCAAAACAAGAUGAGGAGGAUAAACUAAAGGAGAGAGAGAGAGCUUUGAGAAAACGAAAAGAAAGAGAAGAGCAAGAAGUUGAGAGAGUGAGGCAGAAAGCUCGCAGGAAGGAAGCUGUUGAAUCAUAUCAAGCUCUAUUGGUGGAAACAAUAAAAGAUCCUCAGGCAUCUUGGUCAGAAUCAAAGCUGAAGUUGGAGAAGGAUCCUCAAGGACGUGCUGCCCAUCCACAUCUCGAUAAAUCUGAUUUAGAGAAACUUUUCCGUGAACACAUUAAGUCCUUGCAUGAGCGGUGUGCACAGGACUUCAGGGCUCUGUUGGUAGACGUCAUAACUUCAGAAGGUGCAUCUCAAGAAACAGAAGAUGGUAAAACCAUUUUAACAUCUUGGUCGACAGCAAAACUACUCUUGAAGACUGAUCCGAGAUAUAACAAAAUGCCGAGGAAAGAAAGAGAAGCCUUGUGGCGACGACAUGCUGAUGAGAUCCUGCGGAAGCAAAAGAAAGAUCAAGAUCAAGGAGACAAACCUGCUGAUGGAAAAAUUAAAACUAGCAUGGAUUCCGGGAAGCAUCCGUGGAGAACCAAUGACAGAAGAUAGCCGCUUCUCACGCUCGCUCAACUUUUAGCGUGCAGCAUCCCCCAUCGUUCCAUUUACAUGUGACAUUUUUUGUCAAUUUAAACCUUGAAGUAUAUGUAGCUGACAUAGUUUAUGUGCUACAGCACCUUGUCGAAGUAAGGAGUAUCUGGAAAUGUGGUGUGGCAGUGUAAGAAUUUCGAACUUAGAAUUUUGUAAUGUGAAAUUUUUGGUUAUCUAUGCCUUUGGUGAUUGGUGA